AUGGAUGAGACUUAUGAAGGUAAUAUAAAAAAUAUUCUUGAACAAACAUCUUUGAAAUGGAUUUUUGUUGGUGGUAAAGGUGGAGUUGGUAAAACGACAUGCAGUAGUUCUUUGGCUGUUCAAUUAUCUAAAGUAAGAAAAAAUGUUUUAUUAAUAUCAACAGAUCCAGCUCAUAAUACAUCAGAUGCAUUUUCACAACAAUUUGGAAAAUCACCAUUAAAAGUUAAUGGAUUUGAUAAUCUUUUUUGUAUGGAAAUUGAUGCUUCACAACCUAUGGAAAGUGAUGAAGAAAAUUCUACUAAUCUUCCUGAUCUUGGUGUUGGUGAUAACCAAAUUUGGAAUAUUUCAAAAAAACUUCUUAGUGAAGUUUCUGGUUCAUUACCUGGAAUUGAUGAAGCAAUGUCUUUUGCUCAAAUAUUUAAACUUAUUGAUUCAAUGGAAUUUGAUUGUGUAGUUUUUGAUACAGCACCAACAGGACAUACACUUCGUCUUCUUAGUUUUCCAUCAGUAUUAGAAAAAACUUUUGGUAAAAUUAUUGAUGUUUUUGGUCAGGUAAAACCAUUGAUUGGAAUGUUUGGUGGUAUGCUUGGUGGUAAAUUCAAUUCAAAUGAGAUUUAUCAAAAAAUAAAUGAAAUUCUUGUGACUGUUAAAAAAGUAAAUGCUCAAUUUAAUGAUCCAGAUAUUACAACAUUCGUCUGUGUUUGUAUUGCUGAAUUUUUAUCUUUAUAUGAAACUGAACGUCUUAUUCAAGCUUUGAUGGCUCAAAAUAUAGAUACACACAAUAUUAUUGUUAAUCAAUUAAUUUAUCCAGAAAAGGAUGAUAAAGGUAAUAUAACAUGUAAAAAAUGUAAAUCACGCUACAACAUACAACAAAAAUAUCUUUUACAAAUAUCUGAUUUGUAUGAAGAUUUUCAUGUUACUAAAUUACCUCUUCAAGAGUCAGAAGUUCGUGGACCUGAAGCUUUAAAGGCAUUUUCUGAGAAACUAGUUAAUCCAGAUGAAUAA
Molecule: messenger RNA, 1005 nt
Organism: Strongyloides ratti
Lineage: Eukaryota; Metazoa; Nematoda; Chromadorea; Rhabditida; Strongyloididae
Product: ATPase ASNA1
Exons: 2
Coding region: 1-1005 (334 amino acids)
Biological process (GO): post-translational protein targeting to endoplasmic reticulum membrane
Cellular component (GO): GET complex
Molecular function (GO): ATP hydrolysis activity; ATP binding
Source: RefSeq, a predicted model, not a curated record